AUGAUUGAUAACGCCGCUGCCUCGGCUCUGUGCUGCUGCCCAGCUGGAAGCAGCAUGCUGCUGCUGGUGCUCCUGGUGCUGGGGCUGCCAGGUCCUGCUGGGUGCCCCAGGACUGAGCCCCUGAGCGGGACCAGCGAUGAGCCCCUGUUCCGUGGUGCUGACCGCUAUGACUUUGCCAUCGUCGUCCAUGCUGGCACCACUGAGUGCUUCUGGCAGUUUGCACACCAGAGUGGCAAUUUCUUCUUCAGCUUUGAGGUGCAGCGGGCGACAGGCAUUGCCAACAGCAGGCACAUCCUGGCCACAGCAAAAGACCCCAAUGGCUUCCAGCUCGGCACCUCCCAGGAUGUGCGAGGACAGAUCAACUUCCUGACCAAGGAGACAGGUUUCUAUCAGCUCUGCCUGGACAAUGGGCAAAAUCACUUUGGCUUUAUGCAGGUGUAUCUCAACUUUGGUGUCUACUAUGAUGGCUUCAACAUGGAAAAGGAGCAGACAGAAGAGAGGAAACAGCUGAAUGACACGUUGGAUGCCAUUGAGGACAGCAUUCAGAAACUGUACAUCCGCAUCUUCCACAUGUGGAGGUUCUACAACUUUGCCCGGAUGAGGAAAAGGGCCGACUCCUUCCUCCUCGAGUCCAACUACCACUAUGUCAACUGGUGGUCGACGGCUCAGAGCUGCCUCAUUGUCCUCUCUGGGGUCCUGCAGCUUUACUUCUUGAAGCGUCUCUUCAACGUGCAGAGCUCUGGGAAGCCGAGGUGCUGACAGCUCCCUGACACAGCACAGCCCACAGGAGCAGAGCCCCACCUGCACUCACCCACAGCAGUGACUGAGGGGCUUGCCUGCUCCUCUGCAUCAGCCCCCCUGCUUUCCACAGAGCAGGAGGAGAAAGCCCAGGUCCUGCCCUGGGGAGGGGGUGGUGUAGCUGGAAGCAGAGCUCACUCACCUCCCACCUUUAACUGAAAUUACCUUCAGGAAAAAAAUACAAA
Molecule: messenger RNA, 983 nt
Organism: Lagopus leucura (white-tailed ptarmigan)
Lineage: Eukaryota; Metazoa; Chordata; Aves; Galliformes; Phasianidae
Gene: TMED6
Product: transmembrane p24 trafficking protein 6
Exons: 4
Coding region: 1-759 (252 amino acids)
Biological process (GO): intracellular protein transport; Golgi organization; endoplasmic reticulum to Golgi vesicle-mediated transport
Cellular component (GO): COPII-coated ER to Golgi transport vesicle; endoplasmic reticulum; endoplasmic reticulum-Golgi intermediate compartment
Source: RefSeq, a predicted model, not a curated record